Penaeus vannamei (Pacific white shrimp) is the source of this 2081-nucleotide messenger RNA. The record is from RefSeq and is a predicted model, not a curated record. Lineage: Eukaryota; Metazoa; Arthropoda; Malacostraca; Decapoda; Penaeidae.
AGUAGGGCUCUGAAUUUCAUCUGUUGGCACUUCGUUCUGCCUCUUGUAACGAGGUACAUGUUCUCUUCCCAGCCACGGUAAUCUUGUCUACACCUGCAUUUAUAAAUCAAAACAAUUGGAGGGCUGUCCGCAUCACAUUAAUAAGUAGCUACUUUCCUGAUGCAGUGGCUGGAGUGGUAGGAAGGCACAAGGUCCAGCUGGAGGAGGUGAAUUUGACUUUACACAAAUUUGAUGAGCUUGACUGCCUCAUUCGGGGCAUUGAGUACAUUGAAGAUAACAAUAUGGACCGUGAAUGCUACUAUUUUCUUAACCCUCGCAAUGAAGAUAGAUGUGAAAAAGUUACUUUUGACUUUAGUAAUCCAUAUCCCUUUCUGGUGGUGAACAUUGGUUCAGGUGUCAGUAUUCUGGCUGUGGAUGGACCUGACAACUACCGAAGAGUAUCCGGGACUAGUUUAGGUGGUGGAACAUUCUUAGGGCUCUGUUGUCUCUUGACUGGUUGCAAAACCUUUGAAGAAGCAAUUGAACUUGCAGCAAAAGGCACAAAUGAAACAGUGGACAAACUUGUAAGAGAUAUUUAUGGUGGUGACUACCAGAGAUUUGGCUUGAGUGGCAAUAUUGUAGCUAGCAGCUUUGGGCACAUGAACAGUGAGGAGAAAAGAGCCAGAGUUUCACGUGAAGAUUUGGCAUGUGCAACCCUAACCACAAUCACAAAUAAUAUAGCCUCUAUAGCGAGAAUGGUGGCUGCGAAUGAGAAGAUUGAAAAGGGUUACUUUGGUGCUGUUGGCUGUAUGCUGGAAUUGAUGCGUACAGGAGAAGUUGGAGCUUCUUCAUAGAUUUAAACUUAGAGAUAUAAUGCUAUUUAUUGAAUAUUAGGUCCAAAUGUUAUUAAGUAGAAGUAGGGAAUUUAUAUAUGAAUAUAUAUACACAUUUUCUUUAUAAGAAUAUAUUGUAAAAUAUAGCUUGAUAUUAUGUUUAAAAGGACUAAAAUAUAAUGUAUAUUUUCCAUGUUAGUGGAAACUGCUUUUUGUAGAAUUCAAAUACAUUUCUUUUCAAGUUGUGAAAACAGCACAAGAGAUUGUAGGAUAUUUUACUAUUUUAUGUAGCUUAUUUUUAUAUGGAUUUCAUAGGUUUACAAGUUUACCCCUCUGGUAUAGCAAUGGUAUUCCUUUUUUCACUUUUUUUUUUUUUUUUUUUUUUUUUUUUUUUUUUUUUUUUUUUUUUUUUUUGACAGACAAUCUUGCUUUAUGAUGAAUGACUGUUUGGUUUGAAUGACAGCAAGAUAAGGUUCAUAGACUCAGAUAGACAUACAACUCUUUUAGAGAGAACAUGUGCCUUCUGGCAGUAGGGGAUUAAAGGUAACCCCCUCUGGCCAGUUUCUGCCAGUAUACCAACUGUUUCUUGAUCCCAGGCUAAUCAUUCAGGUAUAGGAGUCAAGAUAUUUACUUGCAUAACCUUUACUUUUAUGCAUGACUGUGAUGAUGAUGAAUUGACCUAAUCUAUAACUACAAUGAAUCAGUGUCUUGCGGCCAUGACAGAAGACAAGGGAGAAGUCUUGGAAACGAAUAAGAAAUAAUUCAUGAUAAAAGAGCAAAGAAAUUAUAUAGAAAUUAUUAGAUGAUAUAAUUCACUGAAAAGACAGGACAAAGAUCAUGAGAAAUGACAUAGUGAUCUAAAACUGUGUAUGAACUAUUAGAAUAGUGCAGGUCAUACUUUGACUGCACUUCUUUCAUGGCACAUAUUAAUAUUUGAAAAUGCUUGGAAAGCAUUAAAAUCCUUUCAUUCUAUACAUCUUUAAAGUAGUGAUUUGAUCAGGUUUCUUUUUGUGCAUAAUUCAAGAGAAAUCCAAGUAAAUAUAAUUGCUGUAAAAACACUGACAGCCCAAAGUAGAUAUAAGCUGUCAUAAAAUCUUAUAUACCAUGCAAGUCUUUUCAUAGAUGGUAAUAUAGUGAUACAUUUUAUUUCUCACAUCAACUACAGCAUCAAAAUAUUUCAAUUGUUAUACAGAAUAUUGAUUUUCAAGAUGGCAGGCAAAAGUUGCAAUUUGUUUCCAUUAUCUUAACAUAUAAAGUAUAUACACUCCA